Molecule: messenger RNA, 708 nt
Organism: Nakaseomyces glabratus
Lineage: Eukaryota; Fungi; Ascomycota; Saccharomycetes; Saccharomycetales; Saccharomycetaceae
Gene: RIB5
Product: riboflavin synthase
Biological process (GO): riboflavin biosynthetic process
Molecular function (GO): riboflavin synthase activity
Source: RefSeq, a predicted model, not a curated record
AUGUUCACUGGUAUUGUGGAGCUUAUGGGCACUGUGAGGGAGUACAACCCUUACGAUGACACUGAGAGUGGCGGACAAGGUGUGUCCAUCACCAUUGAAAAUGCACAUGAUAUCCUUGGCGACUGCCACAUCGGCGACUCCAUUGCCGUUAAUGGUAUCUGCCUGACCGUGACGGAGUUCGACUCGGACUCCUUCAAAGUGGGUAUCUCCCCGGAGACCAUCCGCCGGACCAACGUUGCCUCGUGGACUCCCGGCAGCAAAGUCAACCUGGAGAGGGCUGUGUCGCAGGAAGUGCGGUUCGGUGGGCAUUACGUGCAGGGCCACGUAGACACCGUUGCCACUAUAAUGUCCAUUACCAACGAGGGCAACUCUAUAUUGUUCGGUUUCAAGCUGCGCGACGCCCAGUACAACAAGUAUAUAGUUGAGAAGGGUUUCAUCUGCAUCGAUGGUACUUCCCUGACAGUCACGGGUAUCGACGAGGACGACACUUUCUUUAUCAGCAUGAUCAAGCACACACAGGAGCACGUCGUGAUGCCUCUGAAGUCCCUGGGUGACGAGGUCAACAUAGAAGUCGACUUGACUGGUAAAGUCAUCGAGAAACAAAUAGAAGUCACUUUGCAGAGCCAGAUCAGGGACGAAAACUCUGCAUUGCACGCCGUGAUCGAAAAACUUAUCGAUGAAAAGGUCAAGAAAUACCUGAACGCCUAG